GCCCGAGGCCUGGCGCCGCCGCUGCCCCGGGGCCCGAUUGCUAGACUAAAUGGCACCUUGAUCUGAUCUGUAGUGGCACUUCACACCUUCUGUCCUGUGCUCUUUGUAUAAGAGUGCCUGAGAGAAUGAAGAUCAGCACCGAUGAAAGCAGUGAGUCUGAGAAUGAAACAGAUGAAGACGAGGAGGAGGAAGGAGCUCUGUCAGAUGAAUCUGCAAAUGAAUGCCUUAAGAGACUGGAGGCAGAAAAUAAAGCAUCUCAGCUCCACAGCUCUCAGGACAACCAACAGACCCAGAGCCAGGGACUCAAGUACAACGGCCAAGUGAGCAAGAAGUGUUACCAGACCAGCAUUUCCCUCGAAGACCUGGAAGAACAAACAACAGAAGAGUGUGAGCCAGAAGAGACAAGGAGAAAGAAGCGGAAAAAACACAGGCUGCUGUCCAUCAACCUGACCAACUGCAAAUACGAGAGUGUUAGGCGCGCUGCCCGGCGCUGUGGCCUGCGAGAAGUGGGGGAGGAUGAGGAGUGGACUGUUUACUGGACUGACUGUUCAGUCUCCCUGGAGCGUGUCAUGGAAAUGAAGCGGUUUCAGAAAAUUAAUCACUUCCCAGGCAUGGCAGAGAUCUGCCGGAAAGACUUGCUUGCCCGCAACCUCAACCGCAUGCUCAAGCUCUUUCCCAAGGAGUACAGCAUCUUCCCGCGCACCUGGUGCUUGCCCGCAGACUAUGGGGAUUUCCAGGCCUACGGGCGCAUGAGAAAAAACCGGACGUACAUCUGCAAACCGGACAGUGGCUGCCAAGGACGAGGCAUCUUCAUCACACGGAACCCGAAGGAGAUCAAGCAUGGAGAGCACAUGAUCUGCCAGCAGUACAUUGCCAAGCCUUUCCUCAUCGAUGGCUUCAAGUUUGACAUGCGCAUUUAUGUCCUGGUCACCUCCUGCGACCCGCUGAAGAUCUUCGUGUACGAGGAGGGGCUGGCCCGCUUUGCCACCAUGAGGUACAUCGAGCCCAGCAGCAGCAACCUGGACGACAUCUGCAUGCACCUGACCAACUAUGCCAUCAACAAACACCAUGAGAACUUUGUGCGGGAUGACAACACCGGAAGCAAGAGAAAACUGUCCACACUGAACGCCUGGAUGCGGGAGCACAGCUUUGACACCACCUUGCUGUGGCGGGACAUCGAGGACAUCAUCAUCAAGACCCUUAUUGCCGCCCACCCCGUCCUGAAGCACAACUACCGCACCUGCUUCCCCAACCACGUCUCCGGCUGCGCCUGCUUCGAGAUCCUGGGUUUCGAUAUCAUCCUGGACAGGAAGCUCAAGCCGUGGCUUCUGGAGGUCAACCACUCCCCCAGCUUCACCACCGACUCGCGGCUGGACCGUGAAGUGAAGGACGCCCUACUCUGUGAUGCCAUUAGUCUCAUCAACCUGCGUGCCUGCGACAAGAAGAAGGUGCUGGAGGAGGAGAAGAGGCGGGUGAAGGAGCGUCUUCUCCAGGCCCACCAGCCACCACGUGAGGCCAGGCGUGAGCAGCUGGAGAGCAGCCAGGCAGCUUGGCUGGCCCAAGCAGAGAAGUAUGAAAACAGCCACCUGGGUGGCUACCGGCGCAUCUUCCCAUCCCGCGACACGGAGAAGUAUGCGCCCUUCUUCAAGCACAGUGGAUCCCUCUUCCAGGAGACCGUGGCCUCCAAGGCCAGAGAAGAGUGUGCCAGGCAACAGCUAGAGGAGAUUCGCCAGAAGCAGGAGCAGAGGGAGAGCACGGCCAGCAGGAAGAAGCGGGACCCAAAGGAGAGCCUGCAGGGCGAGUCGGCCGGGGAGAGGUCACGCGCGAAGGGCAAGAGCAAGUCCGCCCUCACCCGCAUGGCGUACAGCCGCAGCAAGACGUGGAACCCCAAGAUGUCCUCCUUGCCAUAUGACAGCAUGACUCCCCAAGCCAUAGUGGAAGAGGAGGAAGUGGAGAGGGUCAAAGCUCUCCUGCGCCGGGAAAAUCUCAUCCGGGGGCUGGGCAUUGUGGACCAGCUGACCCGCCUGCUCCGUAACACGGAGCCCAGGCCCGUGGAAAUUCAGAGGCCCCACAUCAACAUCUCAGAAAGCCAGCCCCACUUUCUCCAGGGUGUGUUUAAGAACCAAGAAUCCCAGAGCCUGAUGACCCUUGUCCCCCUGUCCCUCUUCGGGGGCCCAGUCCACGAGCUCGGGCAGCAGAUGGCACAGCAGCCUGCCACCCAGGUCCAGUUGCUGGGCAGCCAGGGCUUCAUCCCAACCAUCCUGGGUGCCUUGUCUGGCCUGGGCCCAGCCCACGCACCCUCCUGCUCCUCGCACUUCAAGCCACAGCUGCACAUCCAGCCGCCCAGGAACGUGAGCUGGCUGGGCACGGCCACGGUCGGGGAGCCCUGCACGCUCGCGCGGAUGCUGAGGACGGGCGGGCGGCGGUUUGCCAGUGCCAGGAACAAGGCAGAAGGCAGCAGCCCCGCCAGCAAGAAGCCGCUCUAUAUGAACUCCGGCUCCCUGAGCUGCCUGUCCCGGCACGGGAAAGCUCCGAGCCACGUGUGCAGCAGCUGCCCCUUCCCCUCCAUGGCGGCCCCCAUGCACCACGCCGACAUGCACGGACUCGCCAUCAGCUCCGCCUCGGCGCCCCUCAUCCGGCGCACGAGUGCGCACCGCUCCCGCACUGUGGCCACGCUGCCCCUCAGCCAGCCCAGGAAAGGGACUUGACUUGAGCAAAAUGGCGCUCCCGGGAGCCAGGAGAGUCGGGCAGGGGCAGCCUGCCGCUUGUGCCUGUGCCAAGAAGGGCGAGGGGGGGAGCAGCGCCUCCAUCCUGCUGUGGCAGUCAGGUGACAGGACCCGGAGACCCAUGUCCCUUUGCGGCAUCCCUUGGCAUCGUUCCACAGCUGAGCCAUGCAGCCAGAUCUCUCCGCCCCUCCAGGAAGCUGCACAUUCUGAGAACUGUCCUGGGGCCUUCGGCAGUGUCUCCACCUGCCCCUCCACAAGCCAGCUUCGCUGUUGUGGAUGCCCGUCUCCUGCUCAAGUCCAGGCCCCUUCCCAAGGACUGCUGUGGGCUGGGAAGGGGAUUUUUGUAGCUGACUUUGUAUUAAAGUUUUAUACAGUUAUACAGCCCUGAGCCUGUCAUCUCCCUCACUAGUCAUGGCAUGUGGUAUUCCUAAAAUCAGAAGAAGAGGCCAGCUAGCUGAGGCCAAAGGCCUGCCUACUGCAGCGUUUUCUUUCCUGCCACAGCUGGGCAGCCUCUGGGAGCCUCGCUGGCAGGACAGGGGAGCAAAAACCCCUCCUGGGCUCUAGUCCCCCUCGGCCACAAAGUUCACUUUGGGCCAGCCUGUGACUCUCAGACUAACCUCUGCCUCACAGGGUUCUGAGAAUAAAAUGGAGUAGAGAAGGACCACAUAAGCUGUCCUGGAUUCCUUGUGAGAGGAGGAGAUGCGGGGUGUAAAGGUCGUAAAUCGGACUGCAGAGGCCCUGGC
Molecule: messenger RNA, 3469 nt
Organism: Varanus komodoensis (Komodo dragon)
Lineage: Eukaryota; Metazoa; Chordata; Lepidosauria; Squamata; Varanidae
Product: tubulin polyglutamylase TTLL13-like
Exons: 16
Coding region: 126-2708 (860 amino acids)
Biological process (GO): microtubule cytoskeleton organization; protein polyglutamylation
Cellular component (GO): cilium
Molecular function (GO): tubulin binding; tubulin-glutamic acid ligase activity
Source: RefSeq, a predicted model, not a curated record